AUGUCAGUUAUGAGAGUGGAAGAAAAAUACAAGAUUGAUGAUACAGGAUCUGGAUCAGACGGAGAAACAGGCGGAGGAGGCAGGAAGCCAGCAAGAGGUCGUGGCCGUGGCCGACGAGGUCCAAACGUACAGAGCUCCGGUGACCACAAAGGACGCUUGGAGCUGAAAACAAAGGAUCAGAUCAUGAAGCAGCGCAAGAAAAAGCAGAAGCACCAGUUCCUGCAGGGCGGGGGGAUGAGCAAGCUCUGCUCCAAGAACAAAAAGUGGCUCGGAGAAGUGAAAAGUCAGGUUUUGGAAGGUGGCCAUAAGAAAGGCAAGCUGAGGAAGAAGCUGUGA
Oreochromis aureus is the source of this 336-nucleotide messenger RNA. RefSeq names its product ATP-dependent RNA helicase DDX54-like. The record is from RefSeq and is a predicted model, not a curated record. The coding region runs from base 1 to 336 and encodes 111 amino acids. The transcript has 2 exons. Lineage: Eukaryota; Metazoa; Chordata; Actinopteri; Cichliformes; Cichlidae.